This is a messenger RNA of Phragmites australis (common reed), 3318 nucleotides long. RefSeq names its product probable ADP-ribosylation factor GTPase-activating protein AGD14. The record is from RefSeq and is a predicted model, not a curated record. Gene Ontology annotation, molecular function: GTPase activator activity. Bases 314 to 2650 code for a protein of 778 amino acids. Lineage: Eukaryota; Viridiplantae; Streptophyta; Magnoliopsida; Poales; Poaceae. The transcript has 13 exons.
CCGUCGGCUUGCAGCCAGAGCCACUAAUCCCCAAAGCCUUUAUUUUUUCUCGCUUCGCCUUCCCUUCUCCCAUUUCCAUCUCUCCCUCUCUCGAAGGAGCUCGCCGUCGCCGUCAUUCCCAUUCUUCGCCUCCUCCUCCCCCUCCACUAAACCCUAGCCGCCGACCCCUCCAAUCCCCCAUCAACGCCCAAAUCGCGGCUCCAAUCGAGCUAGGGCUCGCCAAUUUCGGACCGAGGCCGUUAAGAGUUUCGGUCGGCCUUUCGGGUGAAUCCUUCGAUUUUUUUUAGGGGGAUUUUUGCUUUCUCCGGUGGGGAUGGGGAGCCGGAGGGAGGAGGAGAGGAACGAGAAGAUCAUCCGCGGCCUCAUGAAGCUGCCGCCCAACCGCAAGUGCAUCAAUUGCAAUAGUGUGGGACCACAAUAUUUAUGUACCAAUUUCUGGACCUUCGUAUGCUUGUCAUGCAGUGGAAUUCACCGUGAGUUCACUCACCGUGUUAAGUCGGUGUCGAUGUCCAAAUUUACUACCCAAGAAGUGCGAGCUCUUGAACAGGGUGGUAACCAGCGAGCACGUGACAUCUACCUAAAGGACUGGGAUUGGCAACGAAUGAGGUUGCCUGUCAAUACCAAUCCGGAUAGGAUAAGGGAAUUUAUCAGGGCUGUUUAUGUGGACAAGAAGUAUGCUGGUGAGUCCUCUAACAAACCAGCCGCAGAUAGUAAGAGUGUGAAGAACAAUGACAAUGACAUGAGAAGAGCUAGCUCCUAUCAUUCAUACUCUCAAAGCCCACCUUAUGAUUUUCAGUAUGAAGAUAGACGAUAUGGUAAGCAAGUUGACACGCUUGCUCGAAGGCCUUCAGAUAGGGCGCUCUUCGACGGGAAGCUUGGCAACUUACUAUUCAGUCCAGGUCGUUUGCGAGAUCAGAUGAAUGAAGACCGAUUUGCUAAUGAGAGUUCUGGAUCAAGGUUUUCCGACUUUUCAGCCUCAAGCACCGGUGACUUUAGAAAUGAUGUGCUUUCUCCUAGCUCGCAGGAGACAGGGUACAGCAGUCCUUCUGUCCACCAUUCAAGAAAUGUCUCUGGUGAAAAUCUUCAAUCCCAGACAUACCCUAAUGCAGCUUUACAAAUAGAUUUCAAUGGAGUUCGAUGUUCACAGCGAACAGCUUCUUCUGGAAGUUUUGGAUCAUUUGAUGGUAGCUCAGUGUCUAACAAAUCAGUUGAAUCAGGUUACCUGCCUGAUGCACCUAUAGAAAAGCCAGUGCAUUCUGUUGUAAACCAUCAGACUGUGGCUUCUCCUGUGUCUCAUUCAACACAAUCAUAUGCCUCGCUGCCCAUCAAGAGUACUAUGAAUUCAUCAGAUCACAACUUGAUACCCCAGAAACCUGCUGAUUUACGCAGCCAAACUGCUCCCACCAGGGAACCUGUGCAACAUGGUGGGGUUCACAUUGAAGCCGUGGUGACAUCGCCUGUUCCAGCACAACCAAUGACUUUCACAACUCUUGACCUCUUUGAUCAAUCUACUGUGCAACAGCUUGUCACUUCUGCUGCACCAAUAGAUCUGUUUGCUAGCUUUAACGACCAGUCAUCAGUUUGUUAUAAAUCAGUUGAUUUAAGCAGUCAUUCUGAUGUUGCCAAAGAACCUGCUCAUAAUGUUGUUGUUCAGAAGGCUGUGGCACCAUCAUUUGUUCCAGCAGAAGCGCUCACCACAUCUCAUCCUUUGCACCAAGAUCUCUUCAGUUUGUCAGUUUUGCAGGAACCGGCAACUUCCGCACCCCCUCCGCCAAUAGAUCUGUUUGCUGGCUUUGACCAACAACGACCACAUAUGUCUAGUGUUCAGCAAAUUCUAUCAGCAGCUUCAUUGCCUGCUAAUGAAGGAUGGGCUUUCAUUGACGCACAAAAACCUGGAUCUCUGAUGUCCGUUUCAAAUGUGCAAGCUCAGGUGCCUGCUGCAUUCCCUUCAACUGAUGGCAUUGCUAAAGGAAUUGAUCGAUCAACAUUGCCAACUUCGCCACCAAAUGCCAGUGGGUCACAUAGUGCUCCAGCGAUGAUGGAUAACUGGAGUUUAAAUGCUGAAGAAGUGAAGAUCUCUGUCUCCAAAGAAAAUUCUCAGUCUUGGAAUGCCUUUGGUGAAUCUACUCAGAGCACAUCAAAUAAUAUGUUCACAUUUAACGCUAUGUCUCAAGUGGCUCCUCAUCAAUUCACAACACCUGGUGCUCCAUGUGUUGGAUCUAGAACUCCGCAGGUUCUGGCUAGGGGCGAGCCUGAAAGGUCAACUCUUGGGGAUAUGUUUUGUGGCUUUAAUGUUUCACCUGGUGACAUGGCUGGGCCUUCGUUUCCUGCACCACUUCAACCCCAUUUGGGUGGCAUGGUGUCUCAUCCUGGAAGGUCAACAAAUCCAUUUGACAUGGCAUUUGAAUCUGAUGUUGACGCCAACAACAUGUUCAUGGAUUUGACCUCCCUACAAGAGACAUUGCCAGAUCUUCAUGCUCCUACCGAUUACUCUAGGAGCUUCACUGAGCCGUGGGAUUCUCAGAAUUCCACUCUGCCAUAUAUUCCUUCUAUGCCUCAAGGAGGGUUAUCAUACAUGGCGGGACAAGACUCACACAUGUUGAACUCGACACAUCAAGGACCUUUCCCACCGAGAAAUCCAUUUGAGUGAGUGCUGGUAAAGAAUGUGUUGCUGAUAGUGUUGGACAGAAGAGGAAGGCAACUGGCAGUUGGCACUGCUCGAAACUCAAGUGGAUAAUCGGGUGUACUAUAUGCAUUGAAGUAUUUGUGCGUGGAAUCUGAAACCAGAAGUAAAUAUGUUCAUUGUCUCCGCUCCCCUUGUAUUUGAGAAAAGAAAGCAUAGAAGUCGAAAUACAAGCGCGCUGGAAUUUUUGCCCGAAGCAAGCUGUCCUCUCCACUGAUGUCUCUGGCAGGCAGUGCUGUUCAAACAUCCUAAUUUGCUUUCACCUGUUUCUGUCAUAUGCCCGUGGUUUGUCUUCUUGUUAAAUCCUGUUGUCAAUCAGAAAAUCAGAAAAGGAACGGCAUUUCCAUCAACGACUAGAUCAUUACCAUUCUUUCGGUCCUUAAUCGUGGGUAGUAGUAAAAUUACGCUGGUUCAUCAAAGGAUCGAUUUGCCGUCGCAUGUCGUGUUAAUCAAGGAUAGUUAUAUGUUUGUUACAUUGGAUCUGGGCUUUUUUGUUUCGUCUUCGGACAUUUGUCGUGCAUUUUCAUCCUGUUGUGCAGAAGAGUAAGCAUUUCCAAGCUAAUGUGCUGUAUGUACAAAGUUAAUCUCAUUGCUAUAUGCCCAGUUUAAUAGCAUUGUAUAUUUACAAAGUUCAA